Messenger RNA from Anolis sagrei ordinatus, 2843 nucleotides. Lineage: Eukaryota; Metazoa; Chordata; Lepidosauria; Squamata; Anolidae. The record is from RefSeq and is a predicted model, not a curated record.
GUGGCAUCUUUCCUGGGGGAGGACAAGAAUCCCAGCACCAUUCUUUCUCCCGACGAAGGUCUGAAUAGCACGGAGAGUGUUGCGAGUGCUUCUGUUUUGCCAACACGAGGAGAGUGCUCUGGCACCGCAAUAUCUGUAUUGUCUUGUAUGUCGACCCCGUCCAUUUCGGAUUCCGGUGUUGGUGCUCACACUUGUCCUCGCGACAACCCCAUUACGGCCUCUCUCGGUUGCGAGUGUCACGGCGCAUGGGCAUCCCCCUUGAGCUUGUUGGACACCACGGAAGGGAUCGCGCUCGACUUUCGACCGGCUACGCACUGGAAUAUAACCAAAGAUUGCACCACUCCCCCGAAUCUUCCCGUCUCCAGGCAGAAUAUGGCGGUAGGGACUGCCAUCACCCCGGUUUGCGUAGCCUCAGUAACCACCUGGACCUCCCCUCCUGCCCUCGUUGGGGUUGCGGUGAACACCUCCCCUGUGGAGAAGGCCGCCACCAAAGACAACGUGGCAGAGACCGACUCUCUUCUGUGGCGUUGCCCCCGGGACCAGUGGAGGGCCCUUUCGAGGUCGGAGCUGGAGGUCCGCCUGGAGAGCACCCUCAUCAUCCUGGAGGCUCUUUCGCACCAGAUCGGGGCCUUCCGGGACAGCCAGGCGUGCGGCGCAGCGCCCUCCAAACAGAGAGACGCCGGAAGCCAGACGCUCCUCUCUGACCCCACGGAGGAGGAGCGAGCCUAUCGCGAUGUGAACCAGGAGCUCCUGCGGCAGAACAAGGCCCUUCGGCGCAACUGGGAGAGCGAGCAGGAACUGUCCCAGAGGAUGGCCAGCGCCGUCGGCGAAAUGAAAGAGUGGAUGUCGAAUUCGGGGCAGCUGCUGGACACAGUGGAUGCCUCCUACUUACGUGUCCAGGAGGACCGGAAAUCUCUAGCGUUGCAGCAAAAGCAACUUGGCGAGCUCCUCCUGAAGUGCCGAGGCAAACUCCAAAGAAGUUCCCAAAAACAAGCCGAAAUGAAGUCGGAAAUGGAGAAAGCCCUGCAAAUCAAGGAAGCGGCAGAGCUGGCGCUGGAAGCGGUGAGGAGUCAUGCCGCAUUGCGGAUCGAGAGUUUGAUGCAGAAUUUUGAUACGCAGAAUCGCCUCCACUCGUUGCUGAAAGAAGCCAAUGAAUGCAAGGCUGGCCUUCUCCUGGAAAACAAAGAGAACAUGGAAGAAAUGGACCGCCGCACAACAACUCUGCGAGACAGCUGGAUACAGAUGCAGAAAGAUUACCGGACGCUCACAAACAUGGCCGCCCGCUGCCGUUCGGACAGGGAAAAAAUGGUUGCUGAAGUGACCGCCGCCCGGGAAGAGGUCGCUCGACACCGAGAAGUUUGCCAAAAGCUGGAGGAGAGGACAGCGGAGGUGGAGCAGGCACUGGGGUGCAUCAGUGAAUUGACGCAAGCCAACGCCGUCUUGGAAAGAGACCUGGCGUCGGCCCUGCAGCGGGCGAAUGUUGCUGAGCGCGAAAAAGAGGAGGCCUGUCAAGAGAAGGAAGGGCUUUCUGAGCAGUUGGCAGCGGAACAGGACGCCACCCGGGCACUGCGAGAGGAGGCAGCGCGGCUGACCCUCGAGAAGGAGGCCAUGCAAUGGGAACGCGAGAGCGCCAGCCGCGAGGCCCGCGAAUCCACCGAAUGCCGCGAGUUCAUCGAGGAGGAAAACGAGAUCAUGCGACGCCAUCAGGCAGAGACCGAGGCGGUGCUGAAAUCUGCCCUGGCCGCCCUGAGAGAGCAAGGGGCCCAGAUGGAGGACCUCAAGGGAGCCCACCAGACCCUCCAGGAUGAACAGGACGCCCUCCGGGCGGAGUUAGUCGCCUCCGAAGCCAAGGCCCGCAGCACCGGAGCCGUCUUGGAGGCCCUUUCCAAAUCUCUUUGGGACAUGAAAGGCGUCCAUUUGCAGAUGCUAGAAAUGGCCGACCUUGAAGAAACUUCUAUAAACCGUACCCCUGCGCCGCGCCAACACGGCUCCUCUUUCGUCGACAGCAUCUUGCAAGCCGCGGCGGGAAGAGAGUCCCGGACUCCGGGCCUUUUGAGCGAAUCAACAGCCUUCGCAAAAGCUAUUCCAGUGCGGUCAUCAGAGAUCCAGGAAGACUUUUCCUGCUGCGUUCGGGACCUCCGAGGAGCCGCAGCCCAGAUCCGCCAGCUGAUUUCCAGCCGCAACGAGGAAAUUCGGAACCUGAAGGCAGAAGUUUUGCAGCUGAAGCAAAGCUUGGAAGGCGCAGAGAAGAGGCUUCAGGAGGAAAAGGAAGCCGCUGACACCAAUGUAUCUAAGUUGAGCAAGGCGCUCCACCAGCACAUGGAGAAUGAAAAGGAGAUGCAGGCACUGAUGCGGAAGCAAGAGAAGAGGUUCCUGCAACUGAGCGACCAGAGCUGGGAAAUUGCGACUUUGCAGGAGGAAGUCUCCCAGCUGAAAGUCGCUCUCCAGAAAGCGGAGAGGGAGUCGGCCGCGCUGUGGGAGGAACUGGACCGGACGAAGAAGCCCUCGGAAGGGGACGCCUUGCGGGAAAAGAUCUGGCUGCGGGACGAAGUGGAGAAACUGAGGGAGAUCCUCCUGCGCAAGGACGGCGAGCAAAAGGAAAUCCUCGCCCGAAGCGCCUACCAGAUGCGGAGCCUCGAGGCCCAGCUUUUCCAAGCCAAAAAAAUGCAGAGGAAACACGAGCAGACCCAGGCCGAGAUCAAGGCGGCUCUGUCUGCUUCACCCCCCGAUGUUGGCCAGGCCUGCCGCCUCCUCGAACCUGACGCCUGAGACCCCUUUGGACCCUUUCACUGUCAACAUGUAUAUAGUUAAAUUAAACAGUUUGUGUUGUUGUGUCUUGCAAA